Portunus trituberculatus (swimming crab) is the source of this 1555-nucleotide messenger RNA. RefSeq names its product FAS-associated factor 2-like (gene Faf2). Gene Ontology annotation, cellular component: endoplasmic reticulum. The record is from RefSeq and is a predicted model, not a curated record. Bases 392 to 1303 code for a protein of 303 amino acids. The transcript is spliced from 6 exons. Gene Ontology annotation, molecular function: ubiquitin binding. Lineage: Eukaryota; Metazoa; Arthropoda; Malacostraca; Decapoda; Portunidae.
AUUAUUUGGAUUAAUUUGGGGAUAGACAAUGCUAAAAUCACCGUCGCUUAUUAUGUAUUGGAGAAAAUUGACUCAUUCAUUAAUUUUCUGUAAGACUAAACAAGAAGGUCAAUAAAUAAAAAUAAACAUCCAAGAACCACAAAAAAUGAAGGAAAACUAUAAAAAAGUAAUUAAUGAACAAAAACAUCAUGGAAAUAAGUAGAUAGAUUAAAACACAAAACAUGACAUACAUCAAAAUACAUAAAAAAAACAAGCGAAACCUACGAAAAAUGAAGAAAAUAAUAGAAAAUAACUAAUUAAAGAACAAAAAUCAUACAAAUAACAAGAAACAACAAUAGUAGUAAAAGAAUUAAUGAAAUAACGAACGCCCUUCCACCCAGUCACAACAAACAUGGCGGACCGAGUAGUGUCACAGGAACUUACAGAGAAAAUAGUGCAAUUCCAGGAGGUGACCGGCACGGAGGACAUGGAGGAGGCGUGGUCCCAGCUGGAGAGGCACCGCUGGGACCUGGUGGCGGCCGUCCAGGACCACCUCGCCAUCAAGGACUCUGCCUCCAUCAAUGCACGCACCACCACCGCCGCCACCACCGACGCUGCUGCCAUCCCCCCGCAGAACAACACCAGCAGCAGCAGCAGAGAAAACGACAACACCGGCAGGGGCGACACACCACCACCACCACCACCCGCAGCACCAGAGGGGGUUGCAGGGCCAUCAUCACCACCACUGCCGCCACCACCACCGCAGGACACCCCUAGACAGGUCAUCACUGCUGGACGAUGGGAGCCAAGAGGGGGAGGAGGUGUCUGGCGGGGCGGGGGGCUAUUACCGUCAUUAUCUGGGUGGGGGCUGCUAGGUUGGGGGUAUUAUUUGAUGACGCUGCCCCUCCGCCUCACCUUAGCCUCCCUCUCCUCCUUCGUUCUCUUUCUCUACAGGAUUGUCUACCCCUAUCCAAGAAGAUUAACAGACCCACUGGAAGACGUUCUGCGGUUCAUUCGCGAGUACGAGGCAGAUUAUGGCAGCCAGCACCCAGCGUUCUUCCAGGGGUCCUACUCACAAGCCCUGAGCCAUGCCAAGACAGAGCUCAAAUUCCUGCUGGUGUACCUCCACUGUGCUGAUCACCAGGACACACCAUUCUUCUGCAGGUCAAUACUCUCGGACACAGCACUGGUCGAGUACAUUAACACCUCAAUGGUCUUCUGGGGGUGCUCAGUGACGUCGGCAGAGGGUUAUCGCGUCUCCCAGGCAAUGCGGAGAACUCAUACCCCUUCCUGGCGGUGGUGGUGCUGCGGGACGGGCGGAUGACGGUGGUGGGGCGCCUGGAGGAGUUCCUGCCCGCCCCUCAACUCACAACGCGCCUCCAGGAACUUGUCAGGGAUAAUGAGGCGCAUCUUGUGGUGGCCAGGGCAGAGAGACAAGAGAGGGAGCUGACCGCGGCCCUCAGACUCCAGCAGGACGAGGACUACCAGAUGAGUCUUCGAGCGGACCAGGAGAAGGAGCGAAGGAAGCAGGCAGAGAGGGAGGAGGCACAGCGGAAGGAGCAGGAGGAGAGAGAGA